Torulaspora globosa is the source of this 657-nucleotide messenger RNA. RefSeq names its product Iml3p (gene IML3). Lineage: Eukaryota; Fungi; Ascomycota; Saccharomycetes; Saccharomycetales; Saccharomycetaceae. Bases 1 to 657 code for a protein of 218 amino acids. The transcript has a single exon. The record is from RefSeq and is a predicted model, not a curated record.
AUGCCCUAUGUAUGGUCCUUCUACACCCUGAGCGACUCGCUUGACGUGGUGAAGAGCCACGCCGGUCUCGAGGAAGCUUUGCGUUCUACACUGCGAUUAGAAAUACGAGAUAACAACGAUGUGCCCUGGAAAGCACAAUUAAUACAGGAGUUGGAAGAAUCCUCAAACAUAUUCAUAUUGCUGGAUGAUGAUGAACUGCGCAUUCCGGCGAUCUUGGCGUACAGUGGGGAGAGUACUGCAAUUGAUACUUUCACUGAGUGGCUUAAGUCAUCUCUUGGAUUGAUCGUUACAUCGAUAGUGCUGGAUGCAAGUACAAUGUUGCAAGUAGCUGAUGCUCUCACGGGGAAGAGCCAAACGUAUGACACCAGACUUUUCUUUGAUAUUGUCACAGAGGCGAAGAAUUUGACAAAGAUGGAAAUGGAGAUCGAUAAAGCUUCGCUCCGAUCUCUCUCUAAUUCCAGCGGUUGUUCGUACUCCGAGGGUUUGGUGUCAUUUUUAUACAACGAGACCGGUAUGCGGUUGGAACGACUGCCCCUGGCCUCGAUAUCUAUGGCAGGCAAUGCUAAAAUCUGGAGAAACAAAAUAACAACCAUAGAAGCUGAUGUCCAGGACGGUGUCCUGCAAGUGAUCCUGAAAUCCGCCCAGUACCAAUUUUGA